Molecule: messenger RNA, 1878 nt
Organism: Dama dama (fallow deer)
Lineage: Eukaryota; Metazoa; Chordata; Mammalia; Artiodactyla; Cervidae
Product: putative DBH-like monooxygenase protein 2
Exons: 13
Coding region: 1-1878 (625 amino acids)
Biological process (GO): dopamine catabolic process; octopamine biosynthetic process; norepinephrine biosynthetic process
Cellular component (GO): secretory granule membrane
Molecular function (GO): dopamine beta-monooxygenase activity; copper ion binding
Source: RefSeq, a predicted model, not a curated record
AUGCUCCAGACCCCGGAAGACAUGGCCUGUGCCCUUCUCUUCUGGCUUCUCCUGUUUACGGCCCUUGCAACCCCCUCCCAAGGCAAACGCCUUGGCCCCACGCCGCGUCUGCGUUAUUCCAGGUUCCUAGACCCUUCUAACGCUGUUUUCCUGCGCUGGGACUUUGAUUUUGAGGCUGAGAUCAUCACUUUUGAGCUCCAGGUCCGGACAGCUGGCUGGGUGGGCUUGGGUGUCACAAAUCGCUACAGCAGAGCGGGAAGUGACCUGGUUGUCGGAGGCGUCUUGCCUGACGGCAAUGUCUAUUUCUCGGACCAGCACCUGGUGGACGAAGACACCCUGGAGGAGGAUGGGAGCCAGGACGCAGAGCUGCAGGGGCUGACGGAAGAUGCCGUCUACACCACCAUGCGCUUCUCCAGGCCCUUCCGCUCCUGCGACCCUCACGACCGAGACAUCACGAGUGACACUGUGAGGGUGCUGGCCGCCUACGGCCUGGAUGACACCCCGAAGAUGGAUCGGGAGCGUACAUUUGUGAAGCCCAUCUUCCUGCUCCAAAUCAUCCACCCUGAUGAUCUCGAUGCCCCCGAGGACACCAUCAUCCAUGACUUGGAGAUCACUGAUUUCCUCAUUCCAGAGGAUGACACCACGUACGCCUGCACCUUCCUCCCUCUCCCCAUCGUUAGCAAGAAGCACCACAUCUACAAGUUCGAGCCCAAGUUGGUCCAGCACAACGAGACAAUUGUGCACCACAUCCUGGUGUACGCCUGCGGCAAUGCCAGCACUCUGCCCACGGGCAUCAGCGACUGCUACGGGGCCGACCCCGUCUUCUCCCUCUGCUCACAGGUCAUCGUGGGCUGGGCUGUCGGGGGCACAAGUUACCAGUUUCCAGACGACGUGGGCAUCUCUAUUGGGACACCCUUGGACCCCCAGUGGAUCCGCCUGGAGGUUCAUUACAGCAAUUUUCACAAUCUGCCUGGUCUGUAUGACUCCACGGGGAUCCGAGUGUACUACACCGCGCACCUGCGCAAGUAUGACAUGGGCGUCCUGCAGCUGGGCGUCUUCACUUUCCCCAUCCACUUCAUCCCCCCCGGCGCCGAGUCCUUCAUGUCCUACGGACUGUGUAAGACGGAGAAGUUUGAAGAGAUGAACGGGGCUCCGGUGCCCGACAUCCAAGUCUUUGGCUAUCUGCUGCACACCCACCUGGCCGGCCGCGCUCUGCAGGCGGUACAGUACAGAAACGGAUCUCAGCUCCACGUAAUCUGUAAAGAUGAUGCCUAUGACUUCAAUCUGCAGGAGACUCGAGAUUUACCUUAUCGAGCGGUGAUCAAGCCGGGGGAUGAAUUGCUGAUAGAGUGUCGCUACCAGACGCUGGACCGCGACUCCUUAACUUUUGGGGGUCCGAGCACCAUUAAUGAGAUGUGCCUCAUCUUUUUCUUCUACUAUCCCCGAAACAACAUCUCCAGCUGCCAGGGGUACCCUGACAUCAUCUACGUGGCCCACGAGCUGGGGGAGGAGGUAUCAGACUCCAUGGAGGGCAUAAUGGCCCUGAGCAAUGUGGAGUGGACCCUGGAGAGCAUUAAGAAGGCUGAGAAGGCCUGCAAGGAGGCCCAGCAGACAGUGAUAAUAAAGACUAUUGAUGAGCUAGUGGAAAACACAACAGGCUGGAUUCGGGACAUCAACCCUACUCCCCGGGGUCCUUGUUUGGAGUCCUCUGGAGGCAAAGUGGAGCCCCAGGACAAAACCCCUGCAGGCUUCAGGGCAGCCCCCGUGGUCCUCUCAGGGUCCAGCAGUGUCCCCCUGAGGUGCCUCCCCCUGGCCGCCCUCUUGUUUGGGCAGGGGGCCCUGUCUCGGCUCCUUGCCACCGUACAGGCUGGAAUCUGA